This is a messenger RNA of Aspergillus ochraceoroseus IBT 24754, 1931 nucleotides long. RefSeq names its product chaperonin-containing T-complex subunit CCT4. Gene Ontology annotation, biological process: protein folding. NCBI's taxonomy places the organism in Eukaryota, Fungi, Ascomycota, Eurotiomycetes, Eurotiales, Aspergillaceae. The coding region runs from base 59 to 1669 and encodes 536 amino acids. Gene Ontology annotation, cellular component: chaperonin-containing T-complex. The record is from RefSeq and is a predicted model, not a curated record. Gene Ontology annotation, molecular function: ATP hydrolysis activity; ATP-dependent protein folding chaperone; ATP binding. The transcript has 7 exons.
UUAAUAUUUUUUUUUUUUUGGAUCGAUAUACGGUUUCUGCAUCAGAGCCUCAUCUACCAUGGCCACUGCAGUCUCCCAAGCUGCUCCUAGCAGCACCUCCUUCAAGGACAAGGAGAAGCCUAUGGCGGUGCGGACGUCCAACAUUCUAGCAGCUAGAGCUGUGGCCGAUGCCAUCAGAACGUCAUUGGGACCCAGGGGAAUGGACAAGAUGAUCCAAACACCCAAAGGCAACACAAUCAUUACCAACGAUGGAAACACAAUGUUGAAGGAUAUGAGCGUUAUGCACCCAGCUGCCCGCAUGCUGGUCGAUCUGAGUGCUGCCCAGGAUGUUGAGGCCGGUGACGGAACAACCUCUGUGGUCGUGAUUGCAGGAAGCCUGUUGGGUGCUGCGGAGCGCCUGCUCGCCAAGGGUAUUCACCCCACGGUCAUCUCUGAGUCCUUCCAAAGAGCCGCUGCUGCAGCGGUCGAGAUCCUCCACAACAUUUCCCGUCCGAUCAACCUUACGGACCGCAACACCCUGCUCCAGGCCGCAUCCACCUCCCUUUCCUCCAAGAUUGUCUCGCAGCACUCUAGCCUUCUUGGUCCGAUGGCCGUUGACUCGGUGCUCAAAGUUGUCGACCCCAAGACUGCCGAAAAUGUGGAUCUUAGGAAUAUCCGUAUUGUGAAGAAGGUUGGCGGAACAAUUGAAGAUAGUGAGAUGAUUGAUGGUUUGGUGUUGAACCAGUCCGUUAUCAAGAGCAGCGGUGGUCCCACAAGAAUUGAGAAGGCCCGGAUAGGUCUAAUCCAAUUCCAGCUCAGCCCCCCUAAGCCUGAUAUGGAGAACCAGAUUGUUGUGAACGACUACCGCCAGAUGGACAAGAUCCUGAAGGAGGAGCGCCAAUAUCUCCUCAACAUGGUGAAGAAGAUCCAGAAGACAAAGUGCAACGUCCUUUUGAUCCAGAAGUCUAUUCUCCGUGACGCAGUGAACGAUCUUUCCCUCCAUUUCCUUUCUCGGCUUAAAAUUUUGGCCGUCAAGGACAUUGAGCGUGACGAGGUUGAGUUCCUGUGCAAGAGUCUGGGCUGCAAGCCUGUUGCGAACAUUGACUCUUUCACCGAGGAUAAGUUGGGUACCGCUGACGUUGUGGAGGAGGUUCAGGCCUCUGGGGCUCGCUACGUGAAGAUCACCGGCAUCAAGGCCCCCGCUAAUGCUGCCAACCAAACCGUUUCGAUUGUCGCUCGCGGCGCCAACAGUCUCAUCCUCGAUGAAGCAGAGCGUUCGCUGCACGAUGCUCUGUGUGUUAUCCGUUGCCUUGUGAAGAAGCGUGCUCUCAUUGCUGGUGGUGGAGCUCCCGAAAUCGAAGUCGCCCACUCUCUUGCCAUGCGUGCUCGUGAACUCACGGGCACGGAGGCGAUCUGCUGGAAGGCCUUUGCGGAAGCCAUGGAAGUGAUCCCCACCACUCUUGCCGAGAACGCUGGCCUGAACUCGAUCAAGGUCGUCACAGAACUCCGACACCGUCACGCCCAGGGCCAGCACAACGCUGGAGUCAGCAUCCGUAGCGGCGGUGUGAAGGACGAUAUCACCGAGGAGAAUAUCCUGCAACCCCUCCUGGUUAGCACCAGCGCCAUUGAGCUUGCCGCUGAGACAGUGAAGAUGAUCAUGAGAAUUGACGACAUUGCGUUGUCGAGGUAGACGACGACCAUGUCGUAUAGAAAAGUGUUGUAUGAUGACAAAUAAUACUUCAAAACAGACGAUCUCUUAGCAGUAUUGAGCAUAGAAUAAAGAUUCUGAUAGUAAAGGUGCAAGGAACCCUCCUAGAUGAAUGGAUGGGACAUCAGAAAGUGUAGUUCUUCAUCAGGGACCUUGCCUUGCAUAAUAGAGAUUAUUUAUACUUCCGUGUAAGAAUCUUCCUUGGUUCGAAUCAGGCGCAUUCAUCCCAAACUACAUAAGAGUC